Molecule: messenger RNA, 1673 nt
Organism: Myotis lucifugus (little brown bat)
Lineage: Eukaryota; Metazoa; Chordata; Mammalia; Chiroptera; Vespertilionidae
Gene: SERTAD4
Product: SERTA domain containing 4
Cellular component (GO): nucleus
Source: RefSeq, a predicted model, not a curated record
AGGGAUUCCUGGUGGAGAUCUGAGGCUGUCAGCGAUGACUCUGGUUCUGUCCAUGAAUAGAUUCUGCGAGCCCAUUGUCUCGGAAGGAGCUGCUGAAAUUGCAGGGUACCAGACACUAUGGGAGGCUGACAGCUACGGAGGCCCGAGCCCCCCAGGGCCAGCACAGGCUCCUCUGCAGGGAGACCGGGGAGCCGGCCCCCCGCUGGCAGGAUCACAUUACAGGGGAAUUUCAAAUCCUAUAACAACAUCCAAGAUCACAUACUUUAAGAGGAAGUAUGUGGAAGAAGAGGAUUUUCACCCACCACUCAGCAGCUGUAGCCAUAAAACCAUCUCCAUUUUUGAGGAGCGAGCCCACAUCCUUUACAUGUCCUUAGAGAAGCUAAAGUUUAUCGACGACCCUGAAGUGUACCUCCGAAGAUCGGUCCUGAUAAACAAUUUGAUGAAAAGGAUCCAUGGAGAAAUUAUCAUGCAGAAUAACUGGUGCUUCCCUGCCUGCUCGUUCAAUGGCGCCCCUGCCCAGGAGUGGUUCGUGGCUCAGGACUGUCCUUACCGGAAACGACCUCGGAUGGCCAAAGAGGAGUGUGAGAAGAUUCAUGCCUGCUGCUUUUACCAAGAUUGUGGUGGUCACUACCUAAAUUUACCCCUUUCUGUCAAUGCUAAUGUUGGAAGUGCCUCCACCACUGCCUCCUCCUCUUCCUCUUCCUCUUCCUCCUCCUCUUCCCCCUCCUCCUCCUCCUCCUCCUCCCCUCCUCUUCCUCUUCCUCUGCCUCGUCCUCUUACCUCUCUGCCUGUACUAAGUUGUUCCCACCAGGUGGAUUUUGAUUGUAGGCGGUGCACCGUUUACAAGGGUGACGGCCAUAUACCUGCCAGCGAAAACUUUGUUACUAAUAGCAGGCGCUUGCUCUUCACGAAACGCCAAAUUACAUGAGGCGAAUCUGACGAUGACACUCACAGAUCUGGUGUCCUCGAAAGCCAUGUAUCAUGUUGAAAUGACCUCUCGUUUGGGAGCCAAGGCCAAUUUUAUGAUUAUUUUGAGACUGGCUAUAAUGAAAAACACAGUGUCAGUGAGUCCUGGAAAAAGUCCUUGAGGAGAAAGGAGCCUUCACCGGGCAACAAACUGUGCUGCAGCAAAAGGAAGUGAAACACGAGCCAUCUUCCCACCGCAACUCUGACGCAUGCUCAGCAUGAUCAAUUAGCGCUCCUACAUUUUAUUCUGAAUGGAUUUUUCUAGUUUUGUACAACUGAUACGAUUAUGCCAUGAACAUGCCGUGUCGUUUUAAUGCCUGGAGAGCAGAUUGCGUAAAACAUCUGUAUAGUAGGCAUCAGUGAGCUACUUAGAAGUGUGGUAAUUUUUCCAAGAAAACAGUUGACUUCAUGCUUAAAAGUCUAUCUUAGUUUUCUUACAGAAAAGACCAGUAGAUUAGACCGGGGGGACAAUGCGCCCUUGUGACAUGUCCAUUAUCCCCAAGGAGCCUGUCACUAGCUAAGAAACUUCAACGUUUGCCAAUGAAUUAGGUAGGUAUUUGGUAAACAAAUCAAUAUAACCAGCAAAGGAGGUCUGCUUCGUCUAUAGCAGUGGUUCUCAACCUUGGCUGCACAUUAGAAUCACCUGGGAAUCUUUUUAAAAUCCUGAUUUCUGGGCCUCACCCUCCAGAAAUGCUGUUUCUUUGUUA